AUGAACGGCGGUCGGUUUGAUUUCGAUGAUGGGGGCACGUACGUGGGAGGCUGGGAGGAGGGGAAGGCUCACGGCCACGGUGUGUGUUCUGGUCCUCAAGGAAAAGGCGAAUAUGCGGGCGCUUGGCACUACGGUUUCGAGGUGUCCGGAGCCUACUAUUGGCCCUCCGGGAACACAUAUCAUGGCCAAUGGCAAAACGGGAAGCGACAUGGACUAGGUGUAGAACAACGGGGGCGAUGGACCUACAAAGGAGAAUGGACGCAGGGUCAGAAGGGACGGUACGGGGUACGAAAUUCGGCCACCUCCCAAGCAGAUACAAGGCAACGUGGUCAGGCGAUAACCAGACGGCUUACGGGCAACGGGGAGAUCUACGCGAACUAUCAGGGCAAUCUGAGUUACGUGGCUUUACGACACGGCUACGGUACUCGACGUAGCGCCACGCAUGGCAGGCGGCUAAACUUCGGCCCAAGUCACAUACGCAUGCCUCCCUGA
This is a messenger RNA of Ostertagia ostertagi, 492 nucleotides long. The record is from the annotation of a GenBank genome assembly. Lineage: Eukaryota; Metazoa; Nematoda; Chromadorea; Rhabditida; Trichostrongylidae.